Messenger RNA from Python bivittatus (Burmese python), 737 nucleotides. The record is from RefSeq and is a predicted model, not a curated record. NCBI's taxonomy places the organism in Eukaryota, Metazoa, Chordata, Lepidosauria, Squamata, Pythonidae.
CGAGGAAGGCGUGACCAGCAUGGGGAAUGCUACAACCCGAGACACACUCCCUCGCACACCGACACACGCACAUUCCCUUUCUUUCGCUCUCUUUCUCACUCCAAACCUCUGACAAAGAUAAGCCAGCCGGCUGAACGUUGGCAAGCGCGCACUCCGGGGUUCGCAACCCGCCCUGUCUCGAGAGGGUAUCAGAGAACCCUAAAAGGAGGGGGACCCCCAGGAAAGAGCAUGAGGCUUUUGCUGGUUUGGUGCCUCUGUGCCACGCAGCUGUUCAGCGCAGAGGCCAUCGAGAGGAACGACAUGUUUGGGGAGAUCCUCUCCCCCAGCUUUCCGGACUCUUAUCCCAGCGACUCGGAAGUGACGUGGAACAUAUCAGUGCCGGACGGAUUCCGCGUGAGGCUCUACUUCAUGCACUUCGACCUGGAGCCAUCCUACCUUUGCGAAUACGACUACGUGAAGUCUGGAUUCUGUCCCCAAAGAAUCUGGGAGAUCAUCAACGGCCAGGGCUUUGUGAGAAUCUACUGGCCAAAUGCACCCAGCGCCCUCCUGUAGAUCAGAGAAGGACCCAGCAGAUGCAUCUGUGAACAUACCAAGCCUGGUUAUGGUUUUCAUCUUGGUUGGUGCUAGUGUAUUGGGCACCCAGAGCUCAUUUGGUAGAAUACUGGCCAGUGUAUUAUAAGGACCAGAAAAUGGGUUGAUUCAGGUUUCGGGUAAAGUGUGUUGUGUGAAUAUACCCA